CACCGUUCGUCGCCAUUUUGUUAAACGAAUAUCGGCGAAGAGUAAAUUUUCACGCGGAUAUUCGAUUGAAUAAGCCAUGCCGAGAAGAAGGCAUGACUCAUCUUCAGAUGAUUCUGAUAGUAGCGAUGAUGACCAUCGUAGAAGAAAGCCUGUGUCAGCUGAAAGAACUGGCAGAAAAAGGCAUGACUCUCAGUCAGACUCCAGUGCUAGUGACGAUGUCCCUGCAAAGUCUGUUGUGUCGAAGGUGGAACGAGGUAGAGAAAGAGAGGAUGAGAACACAGGCAUUAGAUAUAUAGAUCAGCGGGAUAAAGGUGGAGAUAGGAAUGGAAGAAAUCGAGGCGCAAGUACAGGGAGGCGAGACAGGCAGGGAGAUGAUAGACAGAGGAGAAAUUCCCCGCCUCCUCCAAGAGAUCCGCCUCCUCCAAGAGAUGAAGGUGGUCUUGUCGUUCGAGAUGAGAGGACAUAUCCUGUAAGAGGUAGAAAUAGCAGGCAGGGUCGGCAGAAUGCUCCGUCUCCAAGAAAACGAGGCAAUGGGAAUUCCAACAGGCAGGGGUACAGGAGUGAUAAUCAGGACAGAUCGAGUGAUGAUAGAGGAGGGAAUAGGGAUAGGGAUGGGAGGGGCCAGAGACAGUUAGGAUCAAGGUCGCCUGAAAGGGCAGCCAAAAGAAGUGACCUUGACAGAUCUGAAGGUCGAAGGCGAAGAGCUUCAAUGUCCCCUAAACGGAGUGAAUCAUAUCAGGAUAGGGAUCUUAGUAGGUCUAGAAACUCGGGUGACGACAGGCGGGGUGAUUUAGUUGACAGAAGCGGAAGUAGGAAAAAGCGAGAUGCUGACCUUUCAAGGUCAAGAUCACCAGAGUCCACUGGUAAGAGGUCACAUACUCGAAGUGAAAAGCGUGGCUCACACUCAAAUUCUCCUGAGAAUAAUGUCUCAAGAAAAUCUCGAUCGAAGCAUUCAAAAGAGUCAGAUCGAAGAAGUCAGUUGUCAUUGGAAAAGGAACUUCGUGAUGAAGACCCGAUGGCUAAUGAAGUAAGACCUCCAUCGAAGAAGAAGGGUAAAAAGAAGAGUAAAAAGACUGAGGAAGAGGAUUUGGAGAGUAGUUUUGAAAGAAGUAAGAAAUUUCUUUGUGAACAUUCCAGUGAGUUUGAUAUUCCUGAGCCAGAGACGAUGGACAUUCUUAGUCCAACAACAGAGUUGCCAAAGAAAUCAAAGAAAGAUAAACGACCGCAUGAGACAUCAGAAUCAGAGGAUGAAACCCCCAAGAAAAAGUCAAAAGAGGGUAAAAAAAAGGGGAAGAAGAAAUCAAAGAAGGAAGUUCGGGAUUCCUCCGCGUCUCCCAGCCCUGAGCGAGUCAGUUCUAAGAAAUCAAAGAAGUCAAAGCAAAAGUCAUAUUCCAGAUCUCCUAGUCCACUUGACAGAUCUGGUAGAUCAGAUCCCAACAGAUCUCGUUCCUCUGAUGUCUCAGUGGGUCGUAAACACGACCUGGCUCAGUUUGAGAGCGAGCCAGAAAGCGGGGAACUAACAGACAGUGAUGAAGAGGCAAGACAAGGAGAGGGAUGGGAAGCUACUCUAAGGAGCACAGUCAAAAAGCCAGAGGGCCAGAAUCCGCUAGCUGGAAUGGAGGACGAGAAAUAUCUGAUGGCCAAACAAAAGGCAGAAAAGUUGUUGAGAGAAAAGCAGGAUGCUGCAAAGAAAAAUGACGACCGUCCAAGCAAGAGGAAAGCCACACCCACAAAGGACACAACAUCAGAAGCAGCCCAGUCCCCAGCUCCCAAGAAGGCAAAGCCAGCUGAUGGGGGAGCAGAAGCCUUUACAGGGAGAACGGGAGGAGCCUACAUCCCCCCCGCCAGGCUACGUGCAAUGCAGGCUAAAAUUACCGACAAGUCUAGUGUGGAGUUCCAGCGAAUCUCGUGGGAGGCUCUGAAGAAAUCUAUCAACGGUCUGGUGAACAAAGUCAACGUGGGAAAUAUCGAGAAUAUCGUACGGGAGCUGUUCCAGGAAAACAUCGUCAGGGGAAGAGGUCUAAUGGCGCGAUCUAUUAUCCAAGCCCAGGCUGCAUCUGUGACAUUUACACAUGUGUAUGCUGCUCUUGUGGCCAUUGUAAACACCAAGUUUCCCCAGAAUGGAGAGCUUGUGUUGAAACGUCUGAUCGUCCAGUUCCGACGAGGCUACAAGAGGAAUGACAAGAGCAUCUGCCUCUCUGCUACACGCUUUAUAGCUCACCUAGUCAACCAGCAAGUGGCCCAUGAAGUUCUCGCCCUGGAAGUUCUAAUGUUGCUACUGGAUACGCCCACAGACGAUUCGGUCGAGGUCGCCGUCGGAUUUCUCAAGGAAUGCGGACAGAAGCUUACCGAAGUCUCACCAAGGGGAAUCAAUGCAAUCUUCGAACGACUGAGAAACGUUUUACACGAGGGCCAAAUAGAUCUCCGCGUACAGUACAUGGUGGAAGUCAUGUUUGCUGUUCGGAAGGACAACUUUAAGGACUUUCCAGCCAUCUUAGAUGACCUUGACCUCGUGGAAGAAGAGGACCAGUUUACCCAUCUCCUAACCCUGGAGGACGCCCAGAACCCGGAGGAUAUACUCAAUGUGUUCAAGCCUGAUCCCAACUUUCAGGAGAGUGAAGAAAAGUAUGCCAUCCUCAAGAAAGAGAUCCUUGGAGAGGCAGGUUCAGACGAUGACGAUGAAGAGGGUUCUGGAAGUGGGGAUUCUGACAGUGAAGCAGGGAGCAGUGAACAGGAAGAUGAGGAGGCCAAGCAGACCAUCAUUGACCAGACGGAGACCAACCUGGUUGCUUUGAAGAGGACCAUCUACCUGACCAUACAGUCGAGUCUGGACUUUGAAGAGUGUGCUCAUAAACUCCUGAAGAUGGAACUCAGGCCGGGACAAGAGGUGGAGCUUUGUUACAUGAUCCUGGAUUGCUGUGCCCAGAUGAGGACCUAUGAGAAGUUCUACGGCCUGCUGGCGGGGCGCUUCUGCAUGAUAGACAAGAAGUAUGUAACGCCAUUCCAAGCCAUGUUCCGGGAACAGUAUGAAACCAUUCAUCGUCUUGAGACGAAUAAGUUGAGAAAUGUGGCCAAGUUUUUUGCUCAUUUGCUUCAUACCGACUCCAUCUCUUGGGCUGUGUUGGAGUGUAUGAAGCUGAAUGAAGAUGACACAACAUCGGCUAGUCGAAUCUUCAUCAAGAUUCUGUUUCAAGAGCUCUCAGAAUACUUGGGACUGCCAAAACUCAACGACAGACUUAAAGAUCCGACCCUGUUGGAGUACUACGCUGGUCUCAUGCCGAGAGACAACCCCCGGGACACGAGAUUUGCCAUCAAUUUCUUCACUACAAUUGGACUGGGUGGACUGACUGAUGACUUGCGUGACCACCUAAAGAACGUCUCUAUGAAGCUAAUGGCACAGAAGCAGGAACAGCAGGCAGCGGCAGCUAUAGCAGUUGACUCCUCAGACAGUUCUGACUCGGAAUCAAAUGAUUCUAGCUCCAGUGGAUCUGAUAGCAGCGACUCUGACAGCUCUUCGGUAAAAAAGCGUUUUGAGCCAAUGGAGGGUCGUUCCGUAGGACGAGCAGCCUCGUUCUGA
Messenger RNA from Mya arenaria, 3577 nucleotides. RefSeq names its product pre-mRNA-splicing factor CWC22 homolog. Gene Ontology annotation, molecular function: RNA binding; protein binding. The record is from RefSeq and is a predicted model, not a curated record. Gene Ontology annotation, cellular component: catalytic step 2 spliceosome. Bases 77 to 3577 code for a protein of 1166 amino acids. Gene Ontology annotation, biological process: mRNA splicing, via spliceosome. Lineage: Eukaryota; Metazoa; Mollusca; Bivalvia; Myida; Myidae. The transcript is spliced from 20 exons.